Aphidius gifuensis is the source of this 510-nucleotide messenger RNA. RefSeq lists its product as uncharacterized. The transcript has 3 exons. Bases 1 to 510 code for a protein of 169 amino acids. Lineage: Eukaryota; Metazoa; Arthropoda; Insecta; Hymenoptera; Braconidae. The record is from RefSeq and is a predicted model, not a curated record.
AUGGAGUCUGAUGAAAAUAAAGAAAAUUCAAUGUCUAAAUAUGUUGAUAAAUUAGUUGAAUUGGAAUUAUUGAAAGAAGUUUACAAAAAAAAUCAAGCUAAAUUGAUUGAAAAAAAUAAUGAAUUGAUACAAGAAAAGAAGAUAUUGGACGAACUUCAUCAUCAAAUUUGGAGCAUGAAUGAUGAAUUUUGUGACAAAAUUUGGAAUACAUCAAGAGAAAAUAAUUAUUAUGAUUUUAUCAAUAAAUAUCUUGAUGCUACAGUUGAUCCACCACCAAAUGAGAGUAAUAAUGAUCCUCAAAUGAUACGUUAUCUAGAAAGAGAAGUGAAAAUUUUAAUAAGGGAAAUUGAUGAUCUUGAUUUCGAAUUAAAAAAACAAAAAACUGAAAAAUUAGAAAUAUCAUCAACAAAAUUACAACCACCGAAAUUUGUAUUUAAAACUCCAAUGAUGAAGAAAUUAACAUCACCAGUUAAAUCAUCAUCAUCAUCAUCAUUAUUUAAGUACACAUAG